UGCACAAAUGCGCCUAACAAAUAUUGUGGCAAGGUGGCCUGGGUCAACCCAUGAUUCAUAUAUCCUUACAAACAGCAUGGUUGGGAUGAGACUCCAAGCUGGCAGGGUGCGCGAUGGGUGGCUACUUGGAGACAGUGGUUAUCCACUAAAGACGUGGCUGUUAACCCCCCUCACCAACCCACAAACUGACCGAGAGCGCAGAUACAAUGAUGCCCAUUCCCGCACUCGGUCAGUUGUGGAGCGGGCGAUUGGGCAGCUGAAAUGUCGGUGGCGCUGCCUUGACAGGACCGGGGGGAUGCUGUUAUACCGCCCUGACAAGAACAGCAUGCGUCAAGACACGGCCAGAUGGACGGGCUUCAGCACUGGGGGGAACAUUAGAGACACGGGAGACGCUGGACUGAAUGGGCUCUGGCUGCUCAGGUGGUGCAGACUCGGAGUGCGUGCCAGUGGACGUUCCUGCGGUUCCUAAGUCCAAAUAAACACAGGCACAUCUUAACAGUAAUUUCAGUCUGUUCCUUAUUAAUGGGUACACGCAUUUGCAAUAAAAGCAGUGGAUACGUGAAAUCUCUGGUGU
Messenger RNA from Esox lucius (northern pike), 574 nucleotides. RefSeq names its product putative nuclease HARBI1. Bases 8 to 469 code for a protein of 153 amino acids. The transcript has 3 exons. The record is from RefSeq and is a predicted model, not a curated record. NCBI's taxonomy places the organism in Eukaryota, Metazoa, Chordata, Actinopteri, Esociformes, Esocidae.